Brienomyrus brachyistius is the source of this 968-nucleotide messenger RNA. It is a transcript of the gene her2, whose product is annotated as hairy-related 2. Gene Ontology annotation, biological process: anterior/posterior pattern specification; regulation of neurogenesis; regulation of transcription by RNA polymerase II. Lineage: Eukaryota; Metazoa; Chordata; Actinopteri; Osteoglossiformes; Mormyridae. Gene Ontology annotation, cellular component: nucleus. The coding region runs from base 56 to 508 and encodes 150 amino acids. The record is from RefSeq and is a predicted model, not a curated record. The transcript is spliced from 2 exons. Gene Ontology annotation, molecular function: DNA-binding transcription factor activity, RNA polymerase II-specific; RNA polymerase II cis-regulatory region sequence-specific DNA binding; protein dimerization activity.
AAACGGCGUCUCCAUUAGGUGUGUGAUCGCAUCCGCAGAGAUCCGCGGCGGCGCUAUGGCUCCCGUCAAAACUUGCAAUACUGGUAUGACCACGAAAGAAAAAACCAAAUUAAGGAAGCCGGUUGUGGAGAAGAUGCGCAGAGACCGAAUAAACGGCAGCAUUCAGCAGCUGAAAGCGCUUCUGGAGAAGGAAUUAAAAGAGUCGCAGCUCACUUCCAAGCUGGAGAAGGCUGACAUCCUGGAAAUGGCAGUGCUUUACCUGCGGGACAACCUGCGCCCGGCGGCUCCGCGGCACAGCUACGCAGACGGCUUUGCCAAGUGCUUACAGGAGACGCUUCGCUUCCUAUCGGCGCACGACCGCCUUCCGGACUCACGCCGCAAACUGCUGGAGCACUUUCAUCCACAGGAGCGCCGUGCGGACAAAUACCCCGCCGGUCCCGAUGCGCCUUUCGCCGCCGUGCACUCGUGUAGCGCUGGCGGGCCUGACAGGUUGUGGAGACCUUGGUAAACUUUUUAAAUGAAAAACAAAAACAAACCCGAGGCUGUGCUGGCUUUGUAUACGGCCUAAUUGCAAUUAAGCCGGUGGCACACCCUCUUACAGUAGGAAUUAUAUAUGUUCCCGUUUAAUUUCUAACCUCUGUAGGCAAAACUUGUCAUGACAGCUAAUAUUCUGUAUAGAAUACUACAUUUCCUGUAUAUACUCGCAUUUAAUGCUUUAUUAAUUUAACUUCCGUGAAGAUUAAUUCUCUUUACAUAUUGUAAAUGUUGUAUCGUCUUCUCAUGUUGUUUCUGAGUGAGGAAGAUGUUUCGCACCGACGGGUGUCACAAGUUCGUUUUCUGUAAAACAGUUUUUGGAUUUUGUAGUAGAUCCUCUUACUUACUUGUAAUAAUUAAAAAAAAACUCUUUGUAUUUAUCAAAUUGAUAGAAAUUCAUUUUUCUUUUCCUUCAUGAAAUCCUGUGAAUAAAU